Penicillium atrosanguineum is the source of this 4926-nucleotide messenger RNA. Its product is annotated as ubiquitin-protein ligase RKR1. Gene Ontology annotation, cellular component: RQC complex; cytosol. The coding region runs from base 1 to 4926 and encodes 1641 amino acids. Lineage: Eukaryota; Fungi; Ascomycota; Eurotiomycetes; Eurotiales; Aspergillaceae. Gene Ontology annotation, molecular function: zinc ion binding; ribosomal large subunit binding; ubiquitin protein ligase activity. Gene Ontology annotation, biological process: rescue of stalled cytosolic ribosome; ribosome-associated ubiquitin-dependent protein catabolic process. The transcript is spliced from 7 exons. The record is from RefSeq and is a predicted model, not a curated record.
AUGAGCAAAAAGUUCAAGUCGCAGGCCUCCAGCAGUCGUGCUGCUGCCAGCGCCUUUGGAUCUUUUGGUGGGUUCUCCAGUGCAUUUGGUAGUGAUGGCCGAGAGCCGUCUGCCCUCACAUACAUUGCGGAACCGCCGGAUCUCUCUCGCAUUUCGGACCAGCAUUUGGUGAUCGCAUUCAAAAACCUGUCGAAGAAAGAUGAUAUCACACGAACAAAGGCUCUGGAAGAACUCAAGGAGCAUAUUGCUUCCGUGGAAAAGAACAACGGGACUCUGGAUGAUGGCUUUUUAGAGGCAUGGGUGAAAAUAUAUCCUCGAGCUUCAAUUGACCUCUCUCGACGGGUCAGACAAUUGGCUCAUCUUAUUCAAGGCUCAAUUGCCAGUCUUGUUGGCAAACGAGUUGCGCCUUAUCUACCAAAGGUUGUGGGAGCGUGGAUCGCAGGACUCUACGACAAUGAUCGACCAGUCCACCGCUCCGCGUUGGAGUCUUUUACUAAAGUGUUCUCGACCGAAAACAAGAGAAGCAAUGUGUGGAAGGUGUUCCAAGGCUUUAUAUUAGAUUUCGUGGACGAUGUCCUUCUUCACCAGACGGUCUUGACAUUGAGUGAUGAACGGACUGUGAAAAGGGAUGAUGCCGAGGCAAAAUAUGCGCGUGUCGUGGGAGCUGCGCUUAUGCUCUUCAAUCGCAUCUUAGGCAAUUCCGCAGAUGAGGAAUUACAGAAAAACCUUCCCGAGAUAGAGAACCUCCUGGCUAGCAAAUCUCUUUGGGCUUUCUGCAGCCAUGAGGAUCCGUUUGUCCGCCGAUCUGCAUAUAUUCUGCUGCGAUCAGCUGUGUCCCGAGAGCCUGCUUGGAUAGACUGGAAGGCUGUUAGUUCUGCUGUCAUCGGAAAAUCACUUUCCAUUCCCCAACUGGGCUCAGCCUCUGAAUUGUCUGAAACCCUGCUGCUUUUGACCUCAUCAAGACCCUCCGUGUGGACAGACGAUUACUCCGGCAAGACUUCUGCAUCCAAGAGACUUCGACAAUACAUCCAAAAAGGCUCCCAAGGAGGCCAUGCAAAUUUCUGGUCAAACCUUGAUCAGUUGCUCCGAAUUUUGCCCCAAGAGGUGCUCGCCGGAGCUGACAAAUCAUCUACUGCUGAGAAAUUUACUUUUGGCAGUGCAGUGACCAUCACAGAAGCCCUCCAGGAAGGCCUCAACUCUAGGGAAGAGCCUCGUCAAAAUCUCACUGUUGGAUGGAAAUCUUACAUUGAGAUUGGGACCUGGCUUGUAUCUCUUGUGCCCCAGGAGCAGAGAGCAGAGUUUAUCCAGAACAGGCUUUCCCCAUUGGUUGUACAGUAUGUGCGCCCUGAGUCUAAUCAGGCCCAGUGGUCACUUCCUCUCCAAUCAGGCGAAGGUAUUAGUGCUGAUUGUCUUGCCCUUUUAUCCUCCCACGAGCACACCGAGGAGUUACAAUCCAUGUGGACAAAGCUUUCGGACGAGCUACUCGAAACUGUGAAGUUAUCAUCACCAGAACAAUCUAAGGACUUCCAGUUAUCUCAGGACGCGAUCUGCGUGCAAUCAAAGCGUCUCUUUGCUUUGGAACCUGCCCUUCUCUCGCGGGUUGCAGAAACCAAGAAUGAGGCACAGGUGCAGGCGAUCUUCCAGAAAUCAAACUUGUCCCUUCUGGAGGGUUGCUUGCAGGUCCUACGUUCGCGCAAUGGCAAACCCUAUGGCGCUGCUGGAGUUGUACAGGAAUGCGUUCGCAGCGUGCCCUCUGUUGCCCAAAGCUGCGAAGAGCUUGCUAAAUUCGUUGAAAAGGAUGCGCCGGAACUCCUGUUUUCGCCCUCAGCAGACCGCCUCAUUGCAAUUAUGCUGGCAUGCCGAGAGUGGGAUGGGUUCGCUGCCAGCUUUGAAAACGUCGUCGAGCGGGCUAUGGAGCUGGAGCCAGAGCAUUCGAAUACUGAGGUUCUCCAAAGUUUGCUCUCUGCGCUCAACUUCAAUGAGAUUGGGGAUAAAGCUAAACUUACUUCCGUCGUCAUGCGGGCUUUGAAUGAAGCUUGUAAGGGUAGUCAAUCUCACUGGCCGAUUAUCACUGCUGUUCUUCAAAACCAGACAUCUCGAGGUGAAUUGAUGGAUGGUAUCUUCCUGUCGAUCAUUGAUUCGCUGUCCCUGGAUGAAACAGUGUUCAAUGCCUUGGAUGGGCUUUCUCACCUUGGAAAGACGGUACCUUCGGCCGUGCGUGAAUUCCAAAGUGGAGCACACGGCUCUAAAUUGACUGGGAAACUGUUAUUCCUCACCGAGUCUCCCUCUGAGGAAGUGGCGCAGAUGGCCGAGUCUAUCAUGAAGACAUUCAAGGAGACUGUCGUUGGCGAUACCAGCAAUAAGUCGAAGAUUGAGAUCCUCCACCAUGGACUGACCCAUGCAAACGAGGAGUCAUUAUCAAUCGAGUCUCUGAUUGCCAUUGCGGAGGAGCUGCUGCAAGGCCUUGAGUCGCACGAGGCUGCGUACAGCUUGAAGGAUGUUUUGCCAUCUCACCAUGCAUGGGAGGAUGUGCUAGAACCCUUCCUUCAACUACCACCCCGGCCCUCGACAGCCAUCACAAGUCCGCUGGGUGGUGCAGUCAGUUUGGUCCAACGCGAUCUCUCCGAUUCCUUCAAGGCCCUGUUGCUUGCUAUCCCCCGAGACUCGGCACAUUGCUCAGCUGCAUUCCGUUUGGCAAGUUUCACGAUUAGAAUUAUGUCCUCCGAUGUUACCAAGAAACUGGACCAGGAGAGCCUUGAAACACUAUUCUACUUCGUCCCCCUAGCCGUUCAAUUAAUUGAUGAUGACCUCAGUAUUGAGAGCUCCAAUGGAAUUACAGGCCUAGAGCUAGCAGACCAACGUGAGGAAUACCUGGAGGUUGUCUUCAAAGGGCGUCAGUUGGUCAGCGAUUGGAUUCGCACAAAGGAGUCAGUGGCUUCUUCAGACUUGACUGUUUCUUCUCUUCUGGUUUCCUUUUGGGAAAGCAAACUAGAGGCACUUAGCAUGACCGCCUCCAUCGAUUAUAGGAUUGGAGAGGCAUUUGUCAAGAUCAUGGCAUCCGCAGAUUCACUGGACAAGUCCAAGUCUGUUGAUGACGUUGCCAAAAUUUGCAGAGAGGCACGUACUGCCAACAGCAUCCGCUCGGCGUCGUGGUUUGCUAUCCUGCGAAGCUCGAUACUAUCCAACCCCGUUGGAAACCGAAUCUGCAACGAGCUGAUUGCUGAUUCGACUGGGCUUAAGCCCCAAGAUCCUUCCCCGAGUGGAUUGCGAAAGCUUGCACUUCUCAACAUUUUGCUGUCUGGAGAAGAAGAUGUCAUCUCGACCAUUCCAGCGCAGCGAGUGGUUUUCCUUGUCAAGCAUCUGUUGGAAUGCCUUCAGUCUGGCAUCGAAUCCUUCGGAUUAAAGGCUGAAAUUGUUAAGACACUAACAUUUGUUAUCCCUGGUAUCGCUGAGCUCUUUGGAUCCCAUUGGGCAGAUAGCAUGGAGGUCUUGAGCACGAUCUUGGAGGAGACCAAUGGAAGCGAAGAUGGGCUUCCACUGCUCGUGUCCUCUUUCAGACUUUUUGCUCGUCUUAAGUCCAUGGCCGAGGGUGACGAUAGCAACGAUGAUCUUCAGGAUGCUUGGUCUGAGCAAAAGACUGGGUUAUUCAACAAGCUGGCUUCCACCAUUGGCAAGUUCGACUCAUCAACCACGUUCCAUCAACCUCGGGAUGUCGCUGUUGACAUUUUGCAACGCCUGAUCAAUGUUAUUCCCAUUGAGAAGCUUGAGGAAUUCAGCGGAGUAUUUGGUCUCUUGACGGCGCACAGCCGCGCUGUCCAACGCACCGCAUACACUCUUCUUCAUCGAUAUAUCCCCCAGGUCCAAGAACAGGUAUCCUUUGACGUGGCCCUAUCCAAGACCGCAGUUAGUCUACCCGAUGAACUUGUGUCUCUCCUACUUGAGACACCAACAAUGAAGGGAGUAUCGAUGUCUUGGGGAGAUGAUAAGAUGUGGACAAGUAUGAGAUCGUAUCUCUUGAGCUGGAAGAUAGUCUUUGAUCACUUCUCCAAUGCGUCCCUGCCCGUCCAAGAGUACUACACAGCUAGUAUCAAGGAGAAUGACAUUCUGAUUCCGCUUCUGGAAUUUACUUUUGACUUCCUUCAAAAGUCGCAUGGGAAGAUCGCAGACGCAUCCAAGCUUGAUGUGCUGUCCUUUGAGCCUGAUCAGUCUGAAACCGCGGAAAAGGAAACCGAAUGGCUUCUGAUUCAUUUGUACUACCUUUGCUUGAGACAUUUGGCCAACAUGACCAAGAAUUGGUGGAUCGACACCAAGAAACGGAUCAAGGGACCGGUGGAAGCCUGGACCGAGAAAUAUGUGAGUGAAACCCUAGCCUUGGAUAAUCUUCAUAACCAACACCAUUUCCAGAUCUCGCCCCUUGUGAUCGGCGACUCUCUUCACGGUGUCACUGAGUGGGUUUCCACCCAAGAUCCUGACGAGGAACGGGCUUUGAGCGUAAGAAUUGCGCCCAAGACAGCUGAAAUCAUCGCCAGCAUCCCCGUGGAUGAGGAGUCACCGCCAGUCUCCAUUUCAAUCUCCCUCCCAUCCGCGUACCCGCUUCACCCCGCCAUUGUCGUCGGCCGCAGUCGAGUGCUUGUAGAUGAGAAAAAGUGGAAGAGCUGGUUGCUAACCAUCCAGGGCGUCAUCAUGUUUGCCAACGGCAAUCUGGUUGAUGGCCUGCUAGCAUUCCGUCGCAACGUCCAGGGUGCUCUGAAGGGACAAAGCGAGUGUGCUAUUUGUUACUCGGUCAUCUCGACGGAUAUGCAGACACCGAACAAGCGCUGCGCUACGUGCAAAAACACCUUCCACUCGGUGUGUCUGUUCCGCUGGUUUAAGAGCAGCAACCAGAGCACUUGCCCGCUUUGCCGCAACAACUUUGUAUAUGUUUAG